GAAAAAGGUCCGCACUUGAAAGCUUGAUCCCGUUUCGAAGAAUCUCUUUGGUAGGAUGAAAAAGUAGCUUGGGAAAUUAAGAGCCGCCACAACAAAUGUCCGAAGUACCAAUCAAGGCGCAACAACCACGUAUCGUGAAUGUGAAGAAACACCAAGUUUCAACUCUUCUCUGUUUUCACUCAAUCUUUGACCCUCCACAUUCUCGGCACUGUGACUAGAUGAGACUGUCAAGGGACUACCCAAGUAUCCUGAUCUAUAUACAGCGUAAUACAGAGUACACACUCUCUACUGUCGACUCAUCACGGGAGCAUCGAUGAACCCUUGUUGCACUAACAAACACACCAGGGUAGAACAGCGUAAAUCACACAGCAACAACACCGAAUCAAAUCGUCCCAAGUGACGGGUCGCGGGUGUUCCUUUCCAAUACAAGCGGCGAUAUAGAGCAUUUCGAGGCACUUGCCACUUAAUAACCAUAUUAAGUUCCCGGGAGAGUGAAGCACUGAUAUACCCUUAAUUGGAGUGGGAAGCUUUCCUCCCCAGUCAUGGGCCCGUCUUCGAACAGUCCGCUUAGACAAUAUGGAGAGCAUACCAAGGAAGCCACUCUUUGUGCUCAAGAUGGUUUGUUUGAGGUAUGGGAUGGCAGACCGGAUGGAGUGAAGAAAGUUGAUCCAAAAGAUAUAAAGAUCACGGGCCGCCGCCAACAUGUUAAUUCUCAUCAUUUUACACCUUUUGGCAGGCCACACACUCAUUUCUUCAAACCUUCUUUUUUCUCUCGACGAGAUAAUUCCAAACUUGUGAGUUCAUCGCCUUGGCAUCGAAUGCUGAUCUCCAUUCCUGUUGUUGUACGGUUGCUUGAAGGUUUUGAUUGUUUGAUCAUUUGGCUGUUUGAUUGUAUGUUUGUCAUGAGGCCGAGUCGGAUGAUUUGAAUAGCUUCAGAAAUUCGAUUCACCCCCUCAUGGCAAUCACAAUUCAACCCCGUUUAAUCCUAUUGUUCCUUUCCCGGCCACGACCACAAUGAUAUAAAAUCAGCCACCAAUCCUAAUCACAUCACCCUCAUUAUCAUCAUUGUCUUUCAAUCUUAUCUUGUAUACGAGAUUGGAUUUGGAAAUUACUGUUACAACAGAGCUACUUUUACGAGUGAAUGCUGGUAUCAAGUCGAACCAUCGUUCCUUCUCAUAAGAGUACCCAGAAACAAACGAGAGACAGGAUUCUUUCCUUCGUCUUUUACAACCACCUCACAGCCAACACACAAUACCAACAUAAAUACUGAUUGAACGUGUUGUCUCUGGCAGAAACAACAUUCUUUUACAGAUACUACAUCGACGUCGACAUCCUGCAGCAGCUGGUACUACUUCACGAUGGCUUCCUUCUCAAUCAUUUCCAUUUUGUUGGCUCUACGCUUCUUUUUCAUCGUCUCUGGUGCUCCUACUCCUGUGCCCACAGAUGCAGUGGCGACAACAUCGGCUUCCAGCAAUUAUUGGCUCGCUACAAUUCAACGACAAGGUACUGCAGCAUUUGGUGAUGCUUCAUAUCAAAUCUUCCGCAAUGUUAAGGACUUUGGUGCUGUUGGUGAUGGUGUAACUGAUGACACCGCUGCCAUCAAUGCUGCCUUGUCCUCUGGUAAUCGUUGUGGUAAAGGCUGUGACUCUUCUACUGUUACUCCCGCUCUUGUUUACUUUCCACCUGGAACAUAUGCUAUCUCAACUCCUAUUAAGCAACAAUAUUUCACCCAACUUGUUGGUGAUGCUGUUACUCUCCCAACAAUCAAGGGUCUUGCCAACUUUGCUGGCAUGGCUUUACUCGACGCAGACCCAUAUGAUCCUGAAUUUAACUGGUUCACUAACCAAAACAACUUCUACCGUCAAAUCAGAAACUUUGUCAUCGACUUGACUGCCAUGCCUGCCUCAACUGGUAGUGGUAUUCAUUGGCAAGUUGCUCAAGCUACAUCAUUACAAAACAUUGUUUUCAACAUGAGAACUGAUGGUGGCGAAGGCAACAAUCAACAAGGAAUCUUCAUGGAUAAUGGCAGUGGUGGUUUCAUGGCCGACUUAACAUUCAACGGUGGCAAGUACGGUGCUUUCUUAGGCAGUCAACAGUUUACUUCUCGAAACUUGACCUUCAACAACUGCCAGACAGCUAUCUACCUAAACUGGGCCUGGCUCUGGACCUUCAAGGACAUCCAGAUCAACAACUGUGGUAUCGGUCUCGAUAUGUCAGCCGGUGGUGCCAGCUCGCGGGCUGCAGGAUCGGCCACAUUGAUGGACAGCACAAUUGUCAAUACUCCAAUCGGUAUCUCUACUGUUUACGAUGUCGCCGAAACCGGAACUAACGGCACUCUCGUUAUUGACAACGUCGACUUCUCUUCAAAUGUUCCUGUUGCCGUUUAUGAUGCCGCUUCUAAAUCAACUGUUCUUGCCGGAAACACCAAAGUUGCAUCAUGGGCACAAGGAAAGGUCUACACUGGUGUUAAUGCUGGUCAAGCUAGUCAAGGUACCCAAGAUGCUGUCACCAAGCCUGCAGUUCUCUUGGAUUCUACUGGAAAGUUAUUUGGACGCACCAAACCACAAUAUGAGACUUUGCCAGCCUCUUCGUUCUUGAGUGUCAAGUCUAAUGGAGCUAAGGGUGAUGGAACUACUGAUGAUACUGCUGCCAUUCAAGCAAUUUUCGACAAGGCUACCACUGAUCAAGUUGUUUACUUCGAUCACGGUGCUUAUGUUGUCACUGAUACCAUCAAGGUCCCAAAGAACAUCAAGAUCACUGGUGAGAUCUGGCCUAUGAUCAUGGCAAAGGGAUUCAAUGAUCAAGCCAAUCCAAAGGCUGUCUUCCAAGUUGGACAAGUUGGUGACACUGGCUCUGUAGAGAUCUCCGAUAUGGUUUUCCAAACCAUGGGUCCAGCUGCGGGCGCUAUUCUCAUCGAGUGGAACGUGAAGGAGACUUCCCAAGGCUCAGCAGGAAUGUGGGAUGUUCAUACAAGAAUUGGUGGUAGUGCUGGUACUCAACUUCAAUCCAACACUUGCGCCAAGAAUCCAAACGUAACUUACAGCGGAAACGCAAACUGCAUGGGAGCCUUUAUGCUUCUCCACGUUACCGAAAAGGCUUCAAUCUACCUUGAGAACAACUGGUUCUGGGUUGCUGAUCAUGAACUUGAUCUUACUGAUCAUACCCAAAUUGAUGUUUACAGCGGCAGAGGAAUCUUGAUUGCUUCUGAAGAAGGACCUACCUGGAUGUAUGGUACCGCCAGUGAACAUAACGUUCUUUACAACUAUCAAUUAGCCAACGCCUCCAACAUCUUUAUGGGAGCCAUUCAAACUGAAACCCCUUACUACCAAUCCAAUCCCGAUUCCACAACACCUUUCACCACCAACUCAGUUUACGGGGAUCCUACUUUCACUGGUGGAUCGCUUGCUGAUAAAGCAUGGGGUGUUCGUAUCGUUAACUCUGAGGACAUUUUUAUCACUGGUGCUGGUCUUUAUUCAUUCUUCGACAACUACGGUCAAGAUUGUUUGUUGACUUCUAACUGCCAGAGCAACAUGCUUUCAAUUGAGGGUUCAGACAAUAUCCACAUCACUGGAUUAUCAACCGUCGGUGUUGAAAACAUGAUCACAAUUGAUGGACAGAGUGGCGCAGUUUUCAAAGAUAACCGUAACACUUUCGCUGCUACAAUUGCAAUGUUCAAGGGAGCUGGUACAGGUGUUAAGUGCUAGAUUGGUUCAUCUUAGAUGGAUAGGGUGCAGUGAAAUGAGAUACGAUACAUGAUAAUGAUACCCCACGGAUCUUUCAUACUUCUUCUUUCAUCAUAUUUUAAUGUUCUUCUUGUACAUAGCCUUAUUAGGUUGUGUACAAUAUUACAUACAUAGGGUUUAGAGUAGUUGGCGUUUGUUUUUGUUUUUGCGGGAGGAUCGGAGAGACGUGAGAUACAUAUGGGGUAUAUGCUGUGCAUAUAUGGGUGAUUACAAUGGAAUUGCAUGGUUUUUAGAUAGUUAGUUAUAUGAAUUUGAGAUAUUUGGAUUUUGGA
Botrytis cinerea B05.10 is the source of this 4015-nucleotide messenger RNA. RefSeq lists its product as hypothetical. Lineage: Eukaryota; Fungi; Ascomycota; Leotiomycetes; Helotiales; Sclerotiniaceae. The coding region runs from base 1359 to 3704 and encodes 781 amino acids. The record is from RefSeq and is a predicted model, not a curated record. The transcript is spliced from 5 exons.